GAUCAGGCACACUCACCGCCCUGUUAAUGCAGUCGCUCAUUGGCUGGGGAUUAUUAUUCUUCUGCAUCUUCGCGAUGGAUUCAUUCAGGCCGAUUGUUCCUCCUGCGCCCUUGUUUCUCCUUCAAUCUCUCGUGCCCCCUUGGUUCCUUCUGGAUUGUUGAUCAGAUGGACGGGAAUAACCACCGCUCCAAGCGCCGUCGACUGGACCGGUCUCCAAGCCGCGAAAAUGGCUACAUCCAGUCACCCGUGGAGUCUUCAUCGGACGAACUCGCCGCGGGCUCCGAUCACGACGAGGCCGAACGGCGUCGCGCAAGCUGGUCCUUACAGAAAGCAUUGCCCCCAAAGCGCCCAAAUACACGCCUGCGCAGUUUCAGCGGCUCGGAAAGCCCAGAUGAGCUGGCAGUCGACGCUGAUGUGUAUUGGCGCUCCCGCAACCGGGGCCGCAGUUCGUCACCCUCCGACGUGAGCGCCGCGGGGCCGUCAUCAGAACACUACCAAGAUGAGGAGGAAGUCGAUGCCGAUCUGGACGACAACGAGUCCCCUGGGGAAGGGGAUGCAGAGCCCGAGCAAGCAUAUUCCGAUCGGUCGCCCACGCCUGUGCCUCCGCCUCCCCCGCCGCCGCCGCCAAAACCGGACAAGAUCAAUUACCGACAAAAGUUUUUGUUACGAGGUCACUUACGGGGAGUUUCCACCGUGCGGUUCUCGCCUGAUUCAUCUAUGAUUGCCAGUGGCGGUGCCGACGGGGCUGUCAAGGUGUGGGAUACGUUGACCGGAAAGCUGGUGCAUACGUUCGAGGGCCAUCUGGCAGGAAUAUCGACAAUCUCCUGGAGCCCGGAUGGGGCUAUCAUUGCGUCUGGGUCGGAUGACAAGACGAUCCGCCUCUGGAAUGUGCUGACGGGCAAAGCGCAUUCGAUCCCCUUCGUUGGCCACCAUAACUAUGUCUACCAGAUUGCCUUCUCGCCCAAGGGCAACAUGCUGGUCAGCGGUUCUUACGACGAAGCGGUCUUCCUCUGGGACGUGCGCUCCGCGACGGUGAUGCGUUCCCUCCCCGCGCAUUCCGACCCCGUCGGCGGGAUCGACGUCGUCUGGGACGGCACCCUUAUCGCAUCCUGCGCGACCGACGGGCUGAUUCGAAUCUGGGACACGGCAACGGGCCAGUGUCUGCGCACGCUGGUCCACGAGGACAACCCCCCGGUCACGUCGGUCAAAUUCUCCCCCAAUGGCAAGUUUGUCCUGGCCUGGUCGCUGGACGACUGCGUACGGCUGUGGAACUACGUGGAAGGACGCUGUAUCAAGACCUACCAGGGACACGUCAACCGGAAAUACAGUCUGGCGGGCGGUUUCGGUACAUAUGGAGUGCGUGGCGCACCGCCCCACGCGUUCGCUGUCAGCGGGAGCGAAGACGGCGCCGUUCUAUGCUGGGACGUAGUGAGCAAGAAGACCUUGCAGCGGAUUGAAGGGCAUACAGGAGUGGUACUGGGCGUUGACACUUGCACGCUGGGCGACAAGCGGUUAAUGGUGAGCUGUGGAAUCGACCAGACGAUACGGGUGUACGAGGAGGUCGAAGACGACGACGACGACGGAAUGAACACCGACGCGAAAGAAUCUCCCCCAGCGAUCAACGGGGCUGAGCCAAAUGGAGCCGAGUCAAAUACAACUGAGCCAAACGGAACCGAACCAAAUGGGAUUCUGCCAAACGGGAUAACGCAGAACGGAGCAGAAGGAGGACACGAGCAGCAGCAUCCCGGAGAUACCCAAGAACCCCAGGAUACGGAGAUGGCAGAUGCCGACGCCGGUCCAGAGGGAUGAAGCUUUUUUUUUCUUCUUGACUUGCUCUUCUUUUCUACUGUGUAAUUUACAUACUCUACAUGGGUCGGCGUUCGGCAGGAUAUACUGUACUGUAUAAUAGACGAUAGGAUCAUGACGACUAUUGAAUUUCACGAUACCAAGCCUUGAUCUGCAGACACGACUAGGAACUUCACCCAUUGCGUUUGCCUACACUAAUGGCUUAGCAUAUACUUAUCACUGGAGUUUGACCCUAGUAGAGCUUGUCAUAAUACACCGCAGAAGUACAUCCGGCUCUGGGAGGGUUUCCGACACAGCAAAAAGAACACAA
Molecule: messenger RNA, 2116 nt
Organism: Aspergillus pseudonomiae
Lineage: Eukaryota; Fungi; Ascomycota; Eurotiomycetes; Eurotiales; Aspergillaceae
Product: WD40 repeat domain-containing protein
Exons: 3
Coding region: 166-1809 (547 amino acids)
Molecular function (GO): protein binding
Source: RefSeq, a predicted model, not a curated record